GGAAGACUCGAGCUUGAUAGAGGCUAGAGUCUAGAGACCAAUUGGAGGAGUCGUUGGGCUCAUUCUUUGUGGCGACAGCUGAGAGAGACAAUGGAAGUAUUAUAUGCUGUUAGGGAUCCUGAUGCUGUGGAGCCAGUGCCAGACGAUUGUCGGGUUCUGGAGACUUUAGACGGCGACCCGCUUGACGCCCUGGAGAAGCUGUUUCCAGACUGCUCAAAAUAUGUGUGGGACAGUUCUAUUCCUGCUUGGGCCCCUCUGAACGAAAACAGAAAGAGACUGCUGACAUGGAGAUCAAGAAUAUGGGUUGUGCGGCACGCAGCAAGGAGCAGUGGAAGGAGUGCAACGGUCGAGGACUUGGAAGCAUUUAAAGUUGAGCAAGAAAGAUUGAGGAAGGCAGAGUUGGAUUCGUACAAACAGCAGCUGGAAGAGUUCACCAAGGCGCAGGAAGCGGCCCGGGCGGCAGAGCAACGUCUCAAGCUGCACUCUUAUAAGACGCCAAAUGAGAUUGGGAGCAGAAUCCUAGAGUCAGUGACUGAGGGGGGCAGAGUCAGCAAAACAGCUUUUGAAAAGACACUUGCACCUCUGAGUCACACUCUCCUGGACUCUCUCCUCCAGGAUGAAGACGCUGCACGUGCGUGGCAGGAGCUACAGCGGGUCAGGACGUCACUUCAAGAGCGCGAUGCGCAGAGCUUUUUCAUGACCCUUUGGCGGUCCCUUCUCCGAUUAAAUAAGAACCCGCACAGUGUUUUCGUAGUUGACAGCUCGGAGAGUGGUUACGGGCUGAAAAAGCCGGACAUUGGUAUCAGCAAGACCAGUGACAAGCUCGCUGCAUACUUGGUUCUCACAACCAGCCUAAAGAAAUUGAUAAGGCCGGGAGCGCUGCAUCACGAAGCGAUCUCCCAGUGCAGCGAAAGGAUGCAGAGUCUGCUCUUCCCUCAGCAGCCAGAACGCACCGAGUUCUAUGCAUUGGCAGGUGGUGCUGACGGUGUCGAGCUAUGGUCCUGGAAAGCCGGCACAGAAAUGUUCUGGUCCUCUGGCAUCCUGCCCUUGGAUUGGUCUAAGGACUCGGACGCUUUGCAGCUGCUUGUCCGCUUGGCUUCCACGUCGCCAGAGAGUCUAGGGUACCAGAGUGUUACUCUACCUGCGGUGUUAGUUGAAGGAGAGCUCCUGACCGAUGUGCGGCGGCUAGAUGCGGGUGAUGGCCCCUUGAGUUCUCCGAUCCAGAAAUCUACGACAGUCCUGUUGGGGAUGCUGAGGGGCAAGAAGGUUGUUGCCAAGCGGUCCUAUCAGAUUGUGCGCGAGGAAGAGGCCCUCAAAGCGCUUGAGGGCCAGGUCCAGCACAUCGUACGCGCCGUGGGCAAGGGCGUCGAUGACUGUGGGCAUGAGUGGUUGAUCCUGCAGCCUUGCGGAGUGCCCCUGCCCAGCGGACCAGCAGCGGACGUGCUCCGACACGUCCUCCAGAUUGCUGAGAUCAUCGGACAGCUUGCCGCAGCGGGCUGGUCCCACGGCGACAUCUCGUACGCCAACGCGCAGGUCUUUCCGGACGGGCACGCUGGACUGAUUGACUUCGGCGCAGCGCGGCGUCUGCAAGAAGCAAUCGGAGCAGGGGAGUGGCCAACGGGGACUCCCACAUUUAUGAGCCUGACGCUCCUGCGGCAUCGAUUAGGUGGCUUGAAGUCGGUCGGGGCGCCCUUUCAGGAGGAGGCGGCGUGGGUGUCGAACGAUCUUGAGUCGUUGUUGUAUGUAUUCUUUCACAUUGCUACCGGCGGAAAGUUGGUUUGGGCGGGAUACACAAAUAUUCAGAGAGAGGCAUACGACGUCAAGUUCACGGUCAUGAUGGACGAGGUGGUGUUUGAGAGGGACCUCCUGGAGAAAAUAGAGGACGGGUUGCUGAAGGAUGCCGCCCUGGAGCUGAGGAACGUCUUCGUGGUUGACAGGCGCCUCAAACAAAACGUCUCGGUCGCUAGUUUUGUCAAAGUGCUCAGCCAGUUUCUUGAGAAAGAAUAACAAAGGGCUUAUUGUUUGGGACGAAGGGAGAACGGACACCUUUCACUGCAGAAACAUGUAACAUUUGAGUGCUGGCUGUCCAGCUAGAGGGGACAACUCAGCGAGGCAUACGUAGCACAAAAACGAAAAGGCCGCCCUUGCUUGCUUUUGGUUGUGGCACGGCAUCAAGCUCGCAUAAGGGCAAGUCUGUGCUAUGACCCUCCUUCUUCAUAACCAAGAAUAA
Klebsormidium nitens is the source of this 2230-nucleotide messenger RNA. NCBI's taxonomy places the organism in Eukaryota, Viridiplantae, Streptophyta, Klebsormidiophyceae, Klebsormidiales, Klebsormidiaceae. The record is from the annotation of a GenBank genome assembly.